CCCGCUGUGAUUUGGUGUUAAAAAAAGCAAAAAACCAAUCUCAGUUUACGAAUUUCAGGCUCCCAUCCUGAAACGAAGGGUAAGACUAAUUUUUCUUCGAGAGAGAAAAUCAGAGGAGAUCUCUGCGAAGUUUCACUUUAUAAAGGGAAGCUUGUUUGAAAUUGAACUGAUUCUUUGACGAAGGACUAAGGAUAAAUUCGCAAGCUGAUUUUAUAUUUGAAGCUCGACAAUGGAAAGAGUUAGAUUUCGUGGUCAGCACUUUGGGAUAUUUGAGAAAAGCUUGCGAAGUGAGGAUUCUGCGAAAAACCCUGCAACAGAACAGAGAACACCUCACAUAGACGAGACAGGAGAUUUAGAGGAACACCUUGGAAAGAAAACACAACAGCACGAUUCGACGAAUAAAGUCGAAGGACGACGGAGACAAAGCGUGUUUUACGCACACGAAAUCAAGAAAAUAAUGGACGAAAUUUUGGAAGAGAAACUAUCCACUCAAUCAUAUGACGCCAAUAUUUGUAGGGUGCUUUGUGUUAGUUUGUCAGAGGAUAUCAAAAGCCGAGUAAAGAAUCUAGGAAUGGAGAGAUUCCGUUUGAUAUGUAGUGUUAGUAUAGGAUCUAACUGUGGCCAAGGUAUUUUGAUGGCUAGUCGGUUCCUUUGGAAUGAUUGCAGAGAUAAUUUUUCGACUUCAUCUUUUCAAAAUGCGUCUUUAUUCGCUGUAGCAAUCGUUUUCGGAGUUUUAAAAGAGUGAAGAGACAUUUGGAAGGUGGAGGAACACUCUUUUAGUAGCCAGGCUGAAUGAAUGAAUGCUUUAGACAGCAUGUGAUCAGGAUCCUGAUGACUCUAUAUCUAAACGUGCCGAGGUCUCAAGCCAAAGGAAAUAAAGAGGUAGUAAGUGUUCUUCUCAGAUAUUACCCUUUUAAAAAAUUAUCUUCAUGCUGGUCUUAAAAAAAAAUUAGAAUUAUCAUAUGGAAAUUAGGCCCUUGCUUUCAAGUUUCGGUGAACGAAGGUACAAUUUAAAUAACAAAGAUGGUUUUGAUUUCAUUACUGAAUUGUUCUUUUUACUGAAUCAAGACAAAUUUUGUUUCUCCGAACG
Molecule: messenger RNA, 1090 nt
Organism: Stylophora pistillata
Lineage: Eukaryota; Metazoa; Cnidaria; Anthozoa; Scleractinia; Pocilloporidae
Product: dynein light chain Tctex-type 5-like
Biological process (GO): microtubule-based movement
Cellular component (GO): cytoplasm; cytoplasmic dynein complex
Molecular function (GO): dynein intermediate chain binding
Source: RefSeq, a predicted model, not a curated record